Penaeus indicus is the source of this 378-nucleotide messenger RNA. RefSeq lists its product as uncharacterized. Lineage: Eukaryota; Metazoa; Arthropoda; Malacostraca; Decapoda; Penaeidae. The record is from RefSeq and is a predicted model, not a curated record. The coding region runs from base 1 to 336 and encodes 111 amino acids. The transcript is spliced from 3 exons.
AUGAAAAUCAAGGGCAACUUCUGUACGUCACAGAAUCAUCUUCAAAUGCCCGUUCGUGAGCAAGGUUACCAAGUACCGCCGUCGUUUUGGCUCUUGUGGCUGUCGCCGCUUCUGCUCCCUCAUAGCCUGUCUACAGCUACACCCCUGAACCGAAAUACGAGGACCCUGCCAAGUACGAAUUUAACUAUACUGUUAAGGACGAAUAUUCCGGCAACGACUUCGGUCACCAGGAGGCCCGUGACGGUUACGACACACAAGGAUCCUACUACGUCCUCCUUCCCGACGGUCAUCUGCAGAAGGUCAUCUACACUGUCAACGGCGACUCCGGUUACGUAGCUGAGGUCAGUUACAAGGGUGAGGCCCAGUACCCUGAGUAUA